Messenger RNA from Cantharellus anzutake, 858 nucleotides. Its product is annotated as ClpP/crotonase. The transcript is spliced from 6 exons. The record is from RefSeq and is a predicted model, not a curated record. Bases 1 to 858 code for a protein of 285 amino acids. Gene Ontology annotation, biological process: fatty acid beta-oxidation. NCBI's taxonomy places the organism in Eukaryota, Fungi, Basidiomycota, Agaricomycetes, Cantharellales, Hydnaceae. Gene Ontology annotation, cellular component: peroxisomal matrix.
AUGACCUCCUCAGCACCAGUGCUCGUUCACUUUGAUGGUCCUAUUGCGACCAUCACUCUGGACCGACCAGAGAAACUGAACACAUUAAACUCUCCAGCUUACGAUGCGCUUGCAGAUGCCCUCGUCGCUGCCAAUGAGCACGCCGAUACUGUCGUUACUCUAUUGCAAGCACACGGAAGGUAUUUUAGCGCCGGAACAUGGGUAGACGGUAGCAGCGAAGCGAAAAAGAAUCAACAGCAGGGAACAAAGAGUUUUCGUCGACAGCAGGUUGCGCUAAACUCGCAAGUGACGGACAUCUCUCGCCUUCUGUACGUGCACAGGAAGAUUCUUGUAGCCGUGCUUAAUGGACCUGUCAUGGGCGUUGUUGCUGGAUUUCUUGGGCAUUUCGAUUUUAUUUAUUCAGCUCCAGGUGCAUGGUUGGCCGUACCGUUUACGGCCCUUGGGCUUGUGCCAGAAGUAGGUACGAGUGUCACAUUCCCGCGCCGAAUGGGUUUUGCAAAGGCAACAGAAGCCCUAGUGUGGGGUAAGAAGCAAUCCGCUGAAGACUUACUCGCAGUUGGAUUCGUCAAUAAAAUCUUCCCUCCCUCAGCUGGGCUCCCCAAGUCCGCCACUUUAGCAGAGAGAACGCUUGAUCUCCAUCGGCAGGUCCGUGAAUACCUUCUGGACCUCCUCGAUCCACUCGAUCCACGGGGCGUAGUGGAGACGAAGCAGCUCAUCAAGGACGCUACCAAUGAGCAGAACAACCCAGAUGCCGCUAAUCUCAGGGAGAGUAGCAAGACUGCAGAGCUGUUUGUAAUGGGAGUACCUCCCAAGAGGUUCGCAGAGUUCGCUAGGAGGGAGAGGAGGCACCGUUUAUGA